GUUUUCGUUGUCAAAUAUCAAUUGACACUAUUGUGCGGCAAUUUUUCUGUGUGGUAAACAAUGGUUAAGAAGUUAAAAACGCCCAAAUCUGUUCUUUGAACGUUAAAUAAAUGUUAUCUAUUUUAAACCACUAAAACCGUUUGGAGAAAUUUAAUUUGUAAUUAAACAAUGGCUUAAUGUUUGACUAUAGUUUAAAAUCGUAAACGGUUUUGGUGAAACUGUCCUUAAGCAACCUGGCUUAUAUUUUAUAUAAGACUGACAUUUCAUAUUUAAAUAAAAGUAAUUAGUGCUUUUUCUAAUAUCUUGAGUUGAGAAAAAAAUAUAUUCCCAUUUCAGAGGUUUGUUCUCUUGCAUAGUACUCACUUGUUUUGUUAGUAGAGCUGCCUUCUGCUGAAAAUGGCGAGAAGGCGAUGUAUCAUGCGAUGUUUCAACCUUACACGUAUUCACAUCUGACGGGGCACCAUAACCUACAGCAGCAGAAUACGAUUGACUGUCACAACAUUCAUCACAACAUCUUCGGCAGCAGUUCUUUGCCGACAAUAGACUUUGUGCACUUGGUGGCCAUUAAAAUGCCACCCAUACGCAACCGAAGCUUCGAGAACCAGAGCCAAGAGACAAGGGGCAGCUGGAGGGACCGGGGCAGCAACUUUAACUGCAGUGUGCCCCCCUUUAUGCCCCCGCCAAGCCAUCCGGCAUUCCGGCAACACCACAACAACCAGGGCGGCAAGAAAAACAAUUUCUGGAACAACAAAAACAUGUCCAGGCCUCCGCGCUGCACAGUGCAGGACAGCGCCAUGACAGACACUUACAGCUCGGAUUCUGGGUUCUCGUCACGAUCGCCAACACCAAUAAACCACCACCAGGGCGACCAGUUCUCAACGGAAGAGAACGUGGAUUCCCCGGGUAGCAACUCCAUCAUCGAUGUAUCCAAAGGAAUCAAGCGCAGCACCGAGGUCCCCGCCAAGACAGGGUCCACCACGUUCGCAGCCGGGGGUGGAUGCCAGCUGGUGACGGUGCCCCCCCACCCUCCCCCACCACUGCCGCCACCCCAAACCUUCUACAGCCACCACCAGGUGGCGCCCACUCACGUCGUGUACGGCAUCCCCGUCUACGGCCAGCACCGGAACGGCGCCCACGACCACAUCUAUCCCGGCCCCAACAAGCGACGCUACCAGAAUGGGCGCCACUGGGCACCCUCCCUCUACCGGAGCCAGAUGCUGGAGAUCAAGGAUGUGCCGGGUGAUCUUAUCAAAGGUGGCGAAUGGGAUGCUCUGUCUGCAGAAGUGUGGAAGAAGUUCAUUACGAAUCAGCAAAGCAACGAAACAUACAGAAGAAAAAUCGGUCUCUGGAAAGGCCUCUUUUCUUUCAUAAAGAACAUGUUCCCGCGCUACGGCCUGUACCUAGUGGGCUCCACCAUCUCGGGGUUCGGCAGCAACAGGAGCGACGUGGACAUGUGUCUGCUGGUGCGGCACGCCGAGAUGGACCAGCGCAACGAGGCCGUCGUGCACCUCGAGCUGCUGCUCAAGUGCCUGCGCAGGCUGGAGUUCGUGAACAACCUGGAGCUGAUCCAAGCCAAAGUGCCCAUCCUGAAGUUCCGCGAUGCCCGCCAAGGCUUGGAGGUUGACUUGAACUGCAACAACGCAGUGGGCAUUCGCAACACACAUCUGCUCUACUGCUAUUCGCAGAUGGACUGGAGAGUGCGCCCACUCGUGCUGAUCGUCAAGCUGUGGGCGCAGCACCACGACAUCAACGAUGCCAAGAACAUGACCAUCUCCAGCUACUCGCUCGUGCUAAUGGUCAUACACUUCCUGCAGUGUGGGGUGACUCCCUCCGUGCUGCCGUGCCUGCACGACCUCUACCAGGGAAAGUUCUCGCCCCACUCGGAUGUGCAGCACAUCGACGUGCACGAGGUCAUCCCGCCCUACUUCACCCUCAACCGCCAGCCGCUCGGCCAGCUGCUGCUCGAGUUCCUGCAGUACUACGCCUCGUUCGAUUACAGCCUGUACGCGGUGUCGGUUCGGCUGGCUUCCCGGAUCCCUAUCGAGGACUGCCGGAGAGCCCGCACUUACAAGAACGACCCACACCAGUGGAAGUACCUGUGCAUAGAAGAGCCGUUCGAUCUCACCAACACUGCCAGAUCGGUGUACGACCGGGAUGUGUUCGAGAAAGUGAAGCAUGUGUUCGUCAAGUCAUUCAACCACCUGAAGAAGACGAAGAAACUGGAAAGUAUAUUUCGACUUGACGCAAUCGAUUGAACAUGGUUGGCAAGCCGAGAGUCUUGUGUGUAAAGUUGCGUGUUCUCGUUUGGGGAAGAAAAAAAGUGAUGCUGAAAAAUGAUUUGCUUUAUUUGAUGAGUGUAAUGGACUUAUUUCUGGCUUGGCUGAUUUGUGCUGAAAAUGUGGCAGGUUUGUGUCAUCUUAAAAACAGAGCAGUUGGAGAUGUGGUAGCCAGCCAAUGCCUGCAGAGGUUAACGAAACUAGUCACAUAUGCAUUAUGCUGUGAUCCAAGUUGACAGCUUUAAUAAAUGUCUAGAAAGAAGCAUUUAAUAACUUUUUUUGCUGCAAUAAUUAAAAACUGGUAUGAUAGUAGUUGUGUUAAAAUAUUUUUUAACUUUUUUAACACACAAAGAAAUUUUCCCAUUUUAAUAAUUGUUUUGUAAAUAUGUUUAAAAAAAAAUUAAAAAAAUUGAGAUAGCCAUUUUUUUUAAAUAUUUUGGCUAUCUCAGCAAAAAAAUAUAUAUAAUUUUGUGCUGGUAUACAGUAAUUAAAAUAUUGGGUCAUUAUUUUUUUUUUUUGUAUUUUUAUUUCUGUUAUUUAAAAAAUUUUCUGCCUCUGCAUUUAUAUUUUUAUUUUUUUAAUGGGAAAUCAUGUUAUUUUUUGACGUUUUCUGAUGGCAGAUUUAUGUGUGGUUUUGGUUAAAAUCCUGUAAAAAUUAAAUACCUCGUUGAUGCAUAUAUAUGGAUUUUUUUAUGUCGCUGGACAGAUCUUUAAUUUUAGAAGAAUUUUUCUUUGGUUUCAUUAUUUUAAUGAACAGCCCAUAAUUAGUAUUUGUAUCUUUGUUGUAUUACAUUUUUUUGUUAAAGUACCGCAGAAAUAAUUUUUGUAACCGUUAGCAAUAAAGAAACAACUUAAUUGAAGCAGUGGCUGAUCGUUGUCCAUGGAACCACUUAAAAUGAAAUUGGUUGUUUAGAGAGUUGCUUAUGAAGGGUUUUUGCGAUGGCGAUGAGAUCUGUGCUAUACAUUCCAUGGACUAGUUCAUAAUUUGUAGGCUUGUGGUGUGAUAGUGUGUGUGAGAGAUCAUAUGUAUGUUAUUUUAAUGGCCAAAAUAUUUGCUAUUUAUUGCUGAGUGAAAAAAAUAAUUUUACAGGUGACUAAAAGUAAGCAAUGCUCCUGAAAAAAAUAACCAUGAAAAUAGUUGAGAAUUUAAGGUUUUCCAUUAAGUUGGUAUGAUACUUUGAUAUCCAUGCAAGUACGUAAUUUAGUGCAAUAUUACAGUUCCAGGCCAUCUUUGUUAAUGAUAAGUUUCCUACAUGCAUGUUUUUUAUGUUUAAGUUCCCAACGUGUUUAAUUCUGUGCGUGUACCUUGUCCUUUGAGAUUUUUACUGUUGUAGAAAAUUGUUGGCUUCAAAAGAGUUUAUUGUCUGUUUGGGGGGUGUCGUGCAUGUUUGAUGCUAGAAAAGGUGUUCGUACAAUACUGGAGGCAUUUCAGCAUGCUUGUCUCGUAAGUGUAAAUAUAUCAGUAAAGUUUAAAUGAGAAUUUGCAAAUGUCUAUUUAAAUAUUACAUAUAUUUUGAAUUGUGUGUGUGACAGAGAAGAAAUUUGUUGAAGUACUUGGAGAGGCAAUCUGAAGGACGUGAUGUCUGUACUGUGCGGGGAGUGGUUUUAGCGCCAGGAAACUGAAAAGGAAGGUGGUUUUCAAUGAAAGGAAUUGUAAGUGGCGGAGUUGCGACUAGUCCAACGACACUGCCGUGCCGUGCUAGCACUCACUGUCGUGGCUUGAAUGGCAGCUGCCAAACUUUCCAAUGUCAAAGUGUCUUAACUGGAACAAAAUGUAUGAAGUGCCAAAGAUGUUCUUCACUUUAUGUAAGUUAUUUGUAAACAAGGUAAAUUGUAAGUAAUUAGUAAUACGUAAUGCAGAUAUCAAAAAUGUGUCGACAAAAUGAAUCCGAGUAUAACAAAUGCAGUUAAGUAGGUAAUCGUAAAAAAAAUUAGUAACUAAUGAUUAUAAGAGGAAAUGUUUGUCUGGUGAGAUUUUGUUUCAGUUCGCACAUUAUGUAAUUUGUAUAAAUUUUUUGUUUAAAAAAUAUACCGAGAUCAAAUGAGUAUUUUUUUUUUUUAUUCAGAAAUUUAUUUGUAUUAGUUUUUACGUUUAGCUAUGUCUUGUAGAUUAACAAUAUGUGUGUUGUGGUAAAAUGUUGUGUUCAAGGGUGUUAAAAUUAUUAGUUGUCAGGGGUGUGCGAAGACUGUUGUUUUGAAACAAAGUCUAAGAUUUUUAAAUAUUGGUCUGUAUUAAGAAAAUUUCAUAGAUACAAAUUUGAGUGCUUGAGUAGAUGUUUUAACAGCACUUUCUACAUACUACACACUUAAUAUAAAAAAGAACAAUGUGAGAAGCGUUUAGCAAAUUAAUUAGCAAACUGCCACUACUUGUAAAUAAAAAGAAAAAAUUGUACAAACAAAAAUUACGUACAUGUAACAGCAAGAUUAACUUUGGUAGCUACAUUGGAAAAGUAAACACAUUAAAAUUUAAAGCAGUUUUUUGGACAUAGGCUAACUGCAGUGGCGUAUGUCCAAAAAACUACAUUAAAUCAAAAUUCCCCAUUGCAUGAAACAUUUAAAGAACCAAUUAAAAUUGCUGCCUAUAACUAAGCUUCUUUUCAAAAGGAUUGAGUGCAAGCUAUUGUGUGAUUUCAAAACAUUUCAUUAGGAUUUUUUUUUUCUUAAAAGUGUAAGUACACAUUGCUAAAUAAACCAUCAUAAAAUGUGGUAUGUGUACGUACUUGGCAUGAUCUUACUCUUGUAAAAAUGUAUUGGCCAUUGCAGCUUUAUCUUUGUUUUUAGCCCUGUCUUCCCCAGAAGAGACGUCUAUUGCCAGCUCACAGAAACAUUUUUAAAAAAAUGUGUGUGUGGAGUCCACGUACGACAGAAGUGUAACUACAUGCUUAUUAGGUACAGAUAAAGAUAAAUUAUUAGAAUCUUUUAAUGAAACAAGUAAUAAUAAUUAAGAAUAUUAAGGAUGCAGGCAUGAUCUCAAAUUAAGAGUGGGGGGGGGAAGCCUUUUUCCUUGUACACUCACAUCCGUUCACUGCCACUUUUUUGCAUCUCUUUUAGCAGUUUAUUCCCACAUUGCCUUUGAAAAUGCCUCUUAUCUGCUUCUGCCUUUUUAUUAUUUUUAGGCAUGAAUUAAGAACACUAUCUCCAGAUGAAUAAAAUGAAAGAACAAAAAUACACUCCAAUCAAACAUAAAUUACACUUUAAGUCAAUCUCAGAAGUCUAUAACAACUUUCGACAAUUUAAAUCACAGUGUUCAAAUACCAAAAAUAAAUUACACUUAUAAAGCUUAAAUCUUUUUUUUUUACAAUCACACUAUUUACAUAAAUUCAAUGAUACUUAUAAAGUUAAUUGCACAAAUCAAUAACAAUAACUCUUUUCCACACAAAUAAAUAAAUUGUAGAUACUUUAAAUUAAAUAAAAGAAAUAUGGCAGCAUCAAUUGUUAGCCGUUACGAAAACUGAGUAGACAAACACAAGUGGUGUUACGAGAAUUCUGUAGCAUAACUGCUGUGUCAUUUCUUGCUCUCCUCUGCCAUCUCCCCUUCCGGCCGUUACAAUUAGCAUAUAGCAUGCUACGCUAUGUACCUAUACCCCCCAUCCUUUACUGUCACCCCUUUCGACCGCUAGUGCAUGCAUUGGAGUGGUGUUGCCACUGACGCACACUCCUCCCCCACCACAUACCUAACUAUUCCCCUCAUGCUGUCAAAUUGUAGCCCCCUCAGCAAAGAAGUUUCACUUAAAAAAUUUCUGAACCAUUGUUUGCCUUCAUGCAAUGUAAGUUACCAUUUUCUGUGUAUGUGUGCAAGAUGGGAGAAGAUGAUUGCCUGAGCUGUUAAAAGAUAAACAUCUCGCCUGCUAUUUACAGCAUUAGGGGGUGGGCCAUCCGGGUCUCCACGCAUCAUCUACCGGGAACAUGUGUUAUAACAUUUCAGGAUUGCAGAGUCCUAAUUAUCUGUGGUUGAGUAUUUUCUACCAGAUCUGUACAGUUAUCCAUCUCUUCAUUAUGUUUUGAAUGAAACUAAUCACCAGGUGGGCUUUGUUUGCAAAUAGUCUGCGUUCUCUUAACUGUUGGAUAAAGAUAAGAAAAAAUGAAACAUAUCAACUACAGAUCAUACUUAAAUUAAAUUUAACUAAACCUUUUUAAUAUGCUAAUAAUUUCAACUUACUUACAGUGUGUGUUGUUUUAAAGAUAUGCAUCAGGCCUUACCAUUAUCAGUGUCCUGACAGUUCUAACCUAUUUUUAUUGACACUACUGGUUCUCUUCCCAUCUAAAUGUGUUUAGAUAAUGGUGUUGGUUAUGUUCCUGAACCACUGCAUUAAACUGGGCUUCCACUUUUAUCUAUUCAUUUAAAAAAAAUCUUUGGAAACUUAAGUUUUUGAAUUGUUCCACAAAUGCAAGAAAAUUAGUCUUUGAUUAGACUUGAUUUCCAAAAGCUUUGCACACCCCUGUUAUUUGUAUUAAGUUUUGAUUUUGCCAUGUUGGUAUGUUUGUAAUUCACUUUGUGUACUGUUAAUCUAAUAUUUAUUACCCACAUCACUCCGAGACUUUUUUAAAUUAGGUACAUUAUAGAAUAUGAAUCUCAAAAUUGUAGAUCUAAAUUUUAAUUUUCACACCUCUUGACAGAAGUGUUGUAAGUGUCGCUGAGCAUGUUAAUUUAGUUGCAUGUGAAUAAUAUCAACUGUGUGUUCUAAAAAAAUAUUGCCAUGUUAAACAAAAAGAAGUGUAGUGUCAUACAUCACUCUAAAAUAUUUUCGCACCACCUGGAUUUCUUUGCUAGCAAGUGACCAACAGUUUACUGUGAACAGUGAAUGAAAGUAAAAAUUUAACAACACUUAAACACAAUUUUUACUGUACAAAUAUAAUGACCUAAGCAAAGUCCGAAAUCUGGAAAUUAUACCAUAACAUGCUUGCAAGAUAACUAGGUGGUGCAAAACUUUAUUUCGGUAGUGUGAGUGAAUGUUAAAGUAAACAUUUCAUCAAUAAUUUUCAGCAUAUAAUGCAGUUGGUUGUUCAGAAGUUUUAUUUCUAGUGCCCACUCUAAAUAAUUGUAAAUUCAUGAUAGAUUUUAAGACUUCAAUCAAAAGGCAAGGAACUAUUGGUGGUGAUAUGAAAAUUAACACCACUAUUUAAAUCGUGCUAUUCUACUCCCUGUCCCCUUUUUUAUUUUUUAAUGUGGUAUAAGCCUGUCAUAAAUCUUUUUUGUAAAUUAAAUAAAAUAUUUAUGGAGGUGUUAUUUUUGAAAACUGCAAUUUGAGACACAUUUGUUGGUUUCCAUGAAACGAGGAGAGAAAAUAAAAUUGAUUUGUUAAAUUCUGUAA
Molecule: messenger RNA, 7588 nt
Organism: Bacillus rossius redtenbacheri
Lineage: Eukaryota; Metazoa; Arthropoda; Insecta; Phasmatodea; Bacillidae
Product: poly(A) RNA polymerase gld-2 homolog A-like
Exons: 12
Coding region: 411-2255 (614 amino acids)
Molecular function (GO): poly(A) RNA polymerase activity
Source: RefSeq, a predicted model, not a curated record